AUGCCUGCCGUACAACAUCGCCAGCAACUGCCUCCUGUUGACGGCGCCGGCGACAGCGAAUUCCUCGACGACGACAUUCACUACGUUUCGCACCUCUCUUCUCUGUACAUAGCAUCCGAGCAUAGUUAUGUCCCCUCGUUGAGCCCACACCCUUGCGCGCGCGACACCUGCGCGAACCCUCUCUCUCACCGCAUUGGCACACCACUGCGCCUCUCGACACCGCGAAGACCGCCCCGACCGCUCAUGGCUACCCUCACAUAUGCACAGGAUGCGCCGUCCUCCUUCAGCGCCCCGCCUGGCAGCCCGCCCGACCUCACAAACUCCAAAUCCUCAAAGUCGUCGAGCAUACACUCGUCGACGCUCUUGGACUUUAUGGGUACCACCGAGAAUCUCUCCCAUUUCGAGGACAUCAACCUGGACGAGGCGUCGGCUGGGCCCGCGUCCUUUCCCAUGCCUGGAAGCCCGUCCAACCGCGUCGUCUUUGAGGCUCCCCGCGCCGUGGUUACGGCCAGGAGCCUGUCUCACCCCACCCAGCACUCGUUCCGUGACCUCACCAGCCCGGCCAAGCCAAAGUACCCAAGCCUCAAGGGCCAAGUCAACUAUGCCGUACAAAGACAGCAGACGCAGCUUGCUGCACCUGGGAAGCAGAUCCGAAGAGGUUUCACUUCGCCGUCGGCUCCCACCCUCGGCACUUUAGGUCUUACUGCACCGCACCGCAUCUCACGAUCGCCAUCGCCCUCCAAUACCCACAUAUCUUCGUCGGGGUCACGCACCCUAUCGCGGAAAAGUUCGCAAAACAACAUGUUGCCGUCACCAGGUCUGCAAUCCAGAAGACAGUCGUGGCAAGACUCAAAACGCAAGACGGUCAAGGAAAGAGAAGCAGAAUGCGAUGACGAGGACGAUGAGCUUCCCGAAGACGCUGUCAUCUGGAAUAUUCCCAUAUCGCCGCGUCCGACCCAAGACCGGUCGCCAGGAUCCUGGGCGGGCGAGGGCUCGCCUCAGACAUCACCACGCCCCGAUGCUACUGAAUCCUCAUCCUCCAAGGCUUCCCCAGCCCCUUCCGUGUCGCAAAAUUCCCAGAGGACCCCAUCACCAAACGUGUCCAGCAGAGGCGUAUCUCCGAAAUCACCGGCACCGCAGACUACAUGGGUCGACACAUACAGUGCGCUCGAUCCAGAUGCCAGGAAACUGACCGAAGCGUUGGAGGAGUACCAGUCAGAAUACGAACGUAAACAGGAAGUUGCAAGACAGCAGCCUGGCCUUGUAAGAGCGGCAUCUGUGAGCCAAGCUACGACGAAAACGAAGAAGCCAGCGUUGCCACCGGUGCGAAAGAGCGAUCCUCUCAUUGACCCUUUCCAGCCAUCGGUUGAGAAGCAGAAAUACCUUUCUCGGACACGGCCAUCGUGGCUCCCACCAAAGGACCCCAAGGAGGAGAAGAAGCAUCUCAAGGAGUACCAGCGCAUGCUGGCUCGGGUUGAGGAGGCGGAACGCCUUGAGGCCAAGCGUGCCCAAGAAGAGGCACUUGCUCGCGAGAAAGCCAGCCGCAUCAAAGCAGAGUAUUGGUCUAGCCUGCUACUUCCAAACUGGGCUACAGAGAUGACAAAUUCCGAGCUCCGAGCAACGCACAGGAAAAUGUGGUGGAACGGCAUCCCCCCACGGUUGCGGGGCCAAGUCUGGCAAAUGGCAAUCGGCAACGACCUGGAAGUCACCGAGACAACCUACCACAUUGCGCUUGAGAAGGCGAGGGCAGAAGUAAAAGCACACGGUCACGAAGCGCUCGGAGGCCGCUACGUUUACAUUGUCCAAAGCACGCACGAAGUGUUUCCCAAGCUCAAAAUGUUUGCCGCGCAGAUAUCAGAUACCCAAGACGAGCAGCCGCUCCACCAGGACCUUGUCAAUGUUUGCUUGGCUUACUCCAUGUACCGCCCAGACAUUCCGCAUUCCAGUUUCGAUAUCCACCAUAUUGCCGCACUACUUCUCCUCAAUCUACCCGCGCCGCAAGCCUUUAUUGCGCUGUGUAACCUGCUCAACCGCCCGUUGCCCCUCUCCUUCCUCAUCCACGACCAAAACGCCAUCCACGCAGCCUACUCGACAACGCUGCACGUUCUCUCGAAGAAAGCGCCUAGCCUGGCACAACGACUAGAAACAUUGCGUGUCGAGCCGCGAGACUAUCUCUUCCACACACUCGGCUCCCUCUUCUGCGGGCGCCUCGAAGUCGAGCACGCGGCACGCAUCAUGGACAUUUACACCAUCGAAGGCGACAAGAACCUACCGCGGGCCGCCGUGGCUAUCCUCACCAUUCUCGAGGGCAGCUGCAUGGAGGGCGAUGCCGCGCAGGUAGCGCGUACCCUCAAGAAAAAGAAGAUUGAGCUCGACGAAGACGACUUCAUGGCUAGAGUGUACGAAGCGGGCAAGAGCUCGUAG
This is a messenger RNA of Exserohilum turcica Et28A, 2424 nucleotides long. RefSeq lists its product as uncharacterized. The coding region runs from base 1 to 2424 and encodes 807 amino acids. The transcript has 2 exons. Lineage: Eukaryota; Fungi; Ascomycota; Dothideomycetes; Pleosporales; Pleosporaceae. The record is from RefSeq and is a predicted model, not a curated record.